Haliotis rufescens (red abalone) is the source of this 1607-nucleotide messenger RNA. Its product is annotated as cilia- and flagella-associated protein 119-like. The transcript has 9 exons. The coding region runs from base 85 to 981 and encodes 298 amino acids. The record is from RefSeq and is a predicted model, not a curated record. Lineage: Eukaryota; Metazoa; Mollusca; Gastropoda; Lepetellida; Haliotidae.
AAACAAAAAUAGCGGUGCUUAGCAACGGCGCCAUUAUUUGUAAACUCGCACAUGCAACUUCGACGCCUGGAAUAACGAGACAGGAUGCAUCUUACAGACGAAACUGGAGAAAAACAGGAUGUGCCACAGGAAAAAACACAGGAGGUUCCGAAGAUCAUUCAGCCCAGAGAUCAUAAAGCCAAAAUAUGUGUAUGGGCUGACUUGACAGUGGAUGAUGUGGACAGGAUCAAUGAAUCUCUCAACGCAGAUCACAUCAAGAAUGUCCUGUCUGACAUCUUUGGACUGAGUGACCAUCGGGAGAACCUCAAGUCCGGUAUCAUCAUGGACCUCUACUACUACACCCUGCAGUUUGCCCGGGAUAAUGGCUUCAGUCGGGAGAAGACAUCGGCAUUCUUCUCCAUCAUCAAGAAGACCCAUGAAGUCUGCAUUGAAACCCCAUUCGGAAACCUUGACCAGACUUUCAACUACUUCAAAGCUCUGAUACUCUGCCAUGCUGUCAAUCGCCCACCACACAGUAUCGAGCUGUUCAGUGCUGACGAGGUGAGGAAGAUCACAGAGUACACCAUCAACACCUACUUCCGCCACUUCAAGAUGUACAAGUACGCCUUCACACCCCUGGUGAGGCUGGACCUAGCAAUAAACUACAUUGGGCUCCCCAUGCCAUCACCCCCGCCAUCGGAGGCUGGUGACAAGGCAGAUGAGACGGAGGCUAAAGAAGGGGAGACAACUGAGGAGAAGGUGGAAGAAGAUGGGGCAGAAGGAGGGGCAGACAAGUCUGAAGAGAAAGAGGAGUCUGGAGCCAAGAAAGAGUUGCGGACGAUGAUCCAGACGUUCCUGUCAGAGGAGAUAAAGAAGAUGAAGAUGUCAGUGGAGGAGCAGAUUAAGUCCACCGAGGACAGCAUCAACAAGAAGAUCGAGUUGACUGACGGUGCGGCCUCACCAAAGAAGAGUCCAACCUCUCCCAAGGGAAAAAAGAAAUGAAUAAGCAGUUCGAUUUUAGAACGUAGCAUGGAAAUAUGUGUUAAAUGGAAAUUUAAUAUUUCAAUGUUUUUGUAUUUUUACAAUGAAAUAUUUUGUCAGAUAUGUAAAUCCAUAACAGUUUUGUCUCAGCAAGGCUGAAAAAUGUCAUGCCUAAUAUACAACUCAAAUUUUGAUAGGGAUAUUUUGAGUGUCCAGGCAGGGAAUCAAAUGUGAGUGAUCGCUGGGAGAAGUUGUCAUGUACAUAGCAUUCAAUAUUGCCUUAGAACCCACUCAUUUUCAGCAGCAUCAUAAGUUAGAAAAUAAUAAGUGAUUUCUAUAACUUUACCUUAAGUUGCUGUUUUAAGUUUUGUAACAGCAUGAACUAUCUCAGUAUCCCAAUCAAAAGUUGAGCAGUAUAUGCCAGGGAUAUGCAAGACUUGUAUGUUAUAGUGUUGUUUUGUUACAGUACAGUGUUAUCUCACUUUACAAGGAAGCAGAAUUCUAAAUGUGAAUCAAGAAACUUUGGAGUGAGAAUCUUUGCUGAGUGAACCAUUUAUCAUGUUAUAAAUCAGGUCAAAUGAUGCUGUGCAGAAUGUAGCGUGUCAGUUAAAAAUGUAGAGUUGUAAAUAAACUACUCUUUCUCAUUA